Penicillium diatomitis is the source of this 735-nucleotide messenger RNA. Its product is annotated as LOG family protein. Bases 1 to 735 code for a protein of 244 amino acids. Gene Ontology annotation, cellular component: cytosol. The transcript has 2 exons. Gene Ontology annotation, molecular function: hydrolase activity, hydrolyzing N-glycosyl compounds. The record is from RefSeq and is a predicted model, not a curated record. Lineage: Eukaryota; Fungi; Ascomycota; Eurotiomycetes; Eurotiales; Aspergillaceae. Gene Ontology annotation, biological process: cytokinin biosynthetic process.
AUGGCUGAGAAUAAGCCUGCGGUCGUCUGCGUCUUCUGUGGCGCAACGUCAGGCAAGGACCCCGUUCACAUGGGAGCAGCUCGCGCGCUUGCCUACGAGUUUCACAAACACAACAUCCGUCUAGUAUAUGGCGGCGGUACCACCGGCUUGAUGGGCGAAGUCGCCAAAACACUCGUCUCUCUGAGUGGCCCCAAGGCCGUUCACGGCGUAAUUCCUCGCGCAUUGGUCAAAGUCGCCGUCAAGGGUGUUGGGAAUCCCGCAGACCACAGCAAAGCCAAUGGCAAUGGUGUGUCUCCCACAGGAGGAAAGGCGGCGGAACGGGAGGUCUCCGAAGCUCUGGAGGGUGAGGAGAUUCCAGAGUCUGAAUACGGAGUCACGACUAUUGUUCGGGAUAUGCAUACGCGCAAACGGAUGAUGGCCGAGCUGGUCUUGCAAGGUGGACCUGGUUCUGGAUUUGUGUCGCUGGCGGGUGGAUUUGGUACGAUCGAGGAAGUCAUGGAAAUGACUACUUGGAACCAGUUGGGCAUUCACCGGGUUGGCGUGGUAUUAUUGAACAUCAAUGCGUAUUGGGAUGGUUUGCUGGCGUGGGUGCGUAAUGCCGUGGAGAAUGGGUUCAUCUCGGCAGAGAAUGGAGCCAUCCUGGCAGAGGCGCGGACGGUCGAGGAAGUGGUGCCCAAGUUGUUGCAGUAUCAGUGCAGUGCUGAUCGCUUUGCCUUGAACUGGGGCGAGGAAUAG